AUGGCAGGCCUUCAGGUCCUCUCCGGCGGCGCACCCUUCUUCCACUGCCCAAAAGGCCCUAUGAUCCUCGGCGAAGCUCCAAUCUACCGCGCCUCCGACUCUACCUUGCACUGGGUCGACUGUCUCGCCGACCCAUGCGAAUUGUACAUCCUGCGCGUCGACCCAGACACCGGCGACGCAAUCCCUUCCUCCUUACGCAUUUUGGAGUUAGAAGACAGCGUCACAGUUCAAUUCUUCCGCAAGAACGUGCCUGGCAGCUAUAUCGCCGCUUACUACCAGGGCGUCUGCUUCCUCGAUGAAGAAACCGGAAAGAUGGAGAUCGUAAAAGAGAUUAUACCGACAAGUAAAAGAGACGAACUGAGAUUUAACGAUGGCGGGAUUGAUGCAAAGGGGAGAUUCUGGUUGGCAGAGAUUGAUAAGGUUGCUAUGGCUUAUGGACCGAAUCAGUUACCGGUCAGUUAUGGGAGGCCGAAGGGGAAGUUGUGGAGGUAUGAUCCUGAUGGAAGUUUGCAUGAAAUGUUGGACGGGGGUGUGGUUUGUGGGAAUGGGUUGGGGUGGAGUCCGGAUAAUAAGACUUUCUAUUUCCACGACUCGGUCGCCAUGGUCGUGUACGCAUUCGACUUUGAUCUUGAGAGUGGUAACAUCUCGAAUAAGCGGCUGCUGAUCGACAGGCGCGACUCGUUCGGUGAACCUGAUGGCAUGGUCGUCGAUACCGAAGGAAACCUCUGGAUAGCAAUGUUCGACUCCAACCGCGUCAUGGUCUUCUCGCCACAAGGCGUACACCUAAAAGACAUCACAUUCACAGCCCGUAACCCAGCAUGCACAACCUGGGGUGGGAAAAAUUGGGAUAUCAUAUUUUUGGCGAGCGGGAAAUGGAGAGGUAAAAGAGAAAUUGUUGGGGAUGAGGGCGGGCAUAUGUUCAAAUUUAAGCCGGGGGAUGCGAGAGGGCAGGCUAAAUAUGAGUUUGCUGGCUAA
Talaromyces amestolkiae is the source of this 975-nucleotide messenger RNA. RefSeq lists its product as uncharacterized. Bases 1 to 975 code for a protein of 324 amino acids. Gene Ontology annotation, molecular function: gluconolactonase activity; calcium ion binding. Lineage: Eukaryota; Fungi; Ascomycota; Eurotiomycetes; Eurotiales; Trichocomaceae. Gene Ontology annotation, biological process: L-ascorbic acid biosynthetic process. The record is from RefSeq and is a predicted model, not a curated record. The transcript has 3 exons.